Messenger RNA from Tachyglossus aculeatus (Australian echidna), 1524 nucleotides. It is a transcript of the gene ZBTB22, whose product is annotated as zinc finger and BTB domain containing 22. Gene Ontology annotation, molecular function: RNA polymerase II cis-regulatory region sequence-specific DNA binding; DNA-binding transcription factor activity, RNA polymerase II-specific; protein binding. Lineage: Eukaryota; Metazoa; Chordata; Mammalia; Monotremata; Tachyglossidae. Gene Ontology annotation, biological process: regulation of transcription by RNA polymerase II. The transcript has a single exon. Bases 1 to 1260 code for a protein of 419 amino acids. The record is from RefSeq and is a predicted model, not a curated record.
AUGGCGGCGGCGAUGGCGUCGGCGACGUCGGCCGUGGUGCACGUGUCCUUCCCGGAGGCGACGAGCGGCCUUCUGGAGGCCCUGAACCAGCAGCGCCUGCGGGGCCAGCUGUGCGACGUGUCCAUCCGCGUCCAGGGCCGCGAGUUCCGCGCCCACCGGGCCGUGCUGGCCGCCUCGUCGCCCUACUUCCACGACCAGGUGCUGCUGAAGGGCAUGACGUCCAUCUCGCUGCCCGGCGUCAUGGACCCCGGGGCCUUCGAGACGGUCCUGGCCUCGGCCUACACGGGCCGGCUCAGCAUGGCGCCCGCCGACGUCGUCAACCUGCUCACGGUGGGCUCCGUCCUGCAGAUGUGGCACAUCGUGGACAAGUGCACCGAGCUGCUGCGCCAGGGGCGCGCGGCGGGCGCCGCCGCGGCCCGCGCCGACGACGGCCAGUCGCCCAGCAGCAGCAGCAACAACAACAACUACUCCAGCCCCCGCCAUCCUGGCGGCGACACCCCCUCGGGGCCCGAGGCCCGCGCGGGCACGGGGGGCCGGGCGCCCGCCGGCGGACCCCCGCGGGCCGCCCUCCGGGAGACGCCCGCCGCCCCGCCGGACGGCCUUGACGACGACCAAGAUGGCGACGAAGACGACGACCUGGUGCUGACCUGCGACGACGACGACGACGACAGCGGGCACGUGCCCACCCCGGGCGCGCGGGAGGACCAGGUCCACGUCUGCGAGCCGUCCGACGGCCUGGCGGGCUGCGACGCCGCCCCGGGCGGGCGCCGCUUCCGUCCCGCGCCCGUGCCGCCCACCACCACCAUCUUCCCCUCGCCCCCGGCGGCAGAGCCCGGGGGCCCGGGCAUCGGCGGCCCGGCCCCGGCGGGCGACGGCGCCAAGGUGUUCCUGUGCCACUGCGGCAAGGCCUUCUCCCACAAGAGCAUGCGCGACCGCCACGUCAACAUGCACCUCAACCUGCGCCCCUUCGACUGCCCGGUGUGUGCCAAGAAGUUCAAGAUGAAGCACCACCUCACCGAGCACAUGAAGACCCACACGGGCCUCAAGCCCUACGAGUGCCCCGUCUGCGCCAAGAAGUUCAUGUGGCGCGACAGCUUCAUGCGCCACCGCGGCCACUGCGAGCGGCGGCACCGGCCCGGGCCCCCCGGCCCCUCCGUCCCCGGCCCGCCCGGUGCCCUCGCCCGGCCCGCCUGGUCGCCCCCCGCCCCCGCCGCCCCCCACAAGGCCGAGCCGGGCUUCAACGGGGGCGGCGGGAGCUAAGCGGGCACGGGGGGCGGGGGGACGCGGUUGCCCCCCCCUUACACACGCUCAGACGGCAACCGGAGAGAGACGCGGGCACAGGCGCGGGCACCGGAUGUGUUUUUCCCCCCCCCCUUACAGUCACACAAACGUCGACCAGAGGGAGACGCGGGCACGGGCGCGGGCACGGGAUGUGUUUUUCCCCCCCUUUACACACACGCAGACGUCGACCAGAGAGAGACGCGGGCACGGGCGCGGGCACGGGAUGUGUUUUUCCCCCCCUUU